CUCUCGUCCUAAUUUCCUCGUCUCUCUCAUUUUGCCUCCCCCCAAGCCCCCCAACUUUCUGUUUGUAGCUUAGAUUUUCAGAUAGCAUUCUCUCGUAAUCUUCAAAUCAUUAAGCUUACAUCCUUAUCCUCUCCAGUCUCUACCCGCAUCUCCUCUAAAACACUUCCCCACCGGAGAAUACAACAGCCAACUCACCAUCAACCAUGUAGCGCCCAUACAAUGCACCAAGAAACUAUCCAUUUCCUCUCCUCCUCCACUAAGCCUUCUUUCUCUCCCUCUUCCUUCCUUCCAAAAUCCAGUUUCUUCCCUCCCCACCAUGAUUCUCCCUCACUUUCUCGCUCAAAAAACCAACUGUUCCAUGUAUUCUCCCUCAAAGCCGCUAUCUCUCUUCCGCUUAAAUCCCAUACUACUCCAGAACUUUCCUCCAUGUCGCCCCCGAGUCGUCCAGUACUCCAGCAGCCUAAUCCUCGUCGUUCCCAAUUCCAGGAGAAAAUGCUCUACCUCGAUUCCAUCGGCCUCGACUUCUUCUCCCUCAUCAACCAGUACCCUCCGAUCGUCUCCGCAUCCCUCUCUGACGUCAAAUCCACCGUCGAUUACAUGACCUCCCUGGGUUUCACUGCCAUCGAGUUCCGCCGAAUCGCCGGUAUGUGCCCCGAAAUCCUCACCUCUCGAGUCUCCGACAUAGUCCCCGUAUUCACCUUCCUGCUCCGCGAGGUCUGCGUCAACGGCUCCGAUCUCAAGCGCGUCAUCAACCGACGGCCGAGGUUGCUAGUCUGCAGCGUCAACCAACAACUCCGCCCCACCCUAUACUUUCUCCAGAGUAUCGGCAUCUACGAGUUAAACAAGCACACGUCUUUGCUCUCCACUAGUGUCGAAGAAAAGCUCAUACCCAGAAUCGAGUACUUCGAAAAAAUUGGGUUUUCGCACCGAGACGCGGUAUCCAUGUUUCGGAGAUUUCCGCAGCUAUUUAAUUACAGCGUCAAACAUAAUUUUGAGCCGAAAUUCGAUUACUUUGUGGUGGAAAUGAGAAGGGAUUUGAGGGAGCUGAAAGAGUUUCCGCAGUACUUCUCGUUUAGCUUAGAGAAUAGGAUCAAGCCUAGGCACCAGUGUUGUGUAGAGAAGGGUGUGUGCUUUCCUCUCCCCGUAUUGUUAAAGACGAGGGAGGCGCAAUUCCAAGAGAGAUUGGAGGUAUGGUGUAAUUCUUCUAUACCAUUGAGAACUUCCCCUUUGUGGUAUACAAAUUGUCAUAUUCAUUCAAAUGUAUAGAGUAAAUUUAGAUUUAAUUUGUCUUUGACUCUUUGCCAAGUUUCAAUUGGUUGACGGUUGCGCAAUGUGCAUUCUGCAAUAUAACACGAAAAGCACCUUGAUGAUAUAACAUGUUGGGACACCACUCCAAACGUAGAAGUUUUGAGAAAAUUAUUUUAGAUAAACUAUUUAAGUAAAUAGCUUGAUGUUGUUUCUUGGGCUAUCCCUGUUUCUCUCAUCAAUAAAGUUCUCAUUUACCGAUUAAAA
Molecule: messenger RNA, 1512 nt
Organism: Juglans microcarpa x Juglans regia
Lineage: Eukaryota; Viridiplantae; Streptophyta; Magnoliopsida; Fagales; Juglandaceae
Product: transcription termination factor MTEF1, chloroplastic-like
Exons: 1
Coding region: 220-1266 (348 amino acids)
Biological process (GO): regulation of DNA-templated transcription
Molecular function (GO): double-stranded DNA binding
Source: RefSeq, a predicted model, not a curated record